CAAAUGUUUCAUCGAUGAGAAAAUUAGCUGAACGUCGUCCAAAAUCCAUCUCGCUCCAUAUUUUACCACUGCUGGCCACUGGUGGGCUUCCUCUCAUCACCAUAUUUGAUAGUGAGUGGACCGGAUACUUCACAUUCAUACAUCCGGUGAAAUAUCUGGCUCAUUGUUCUAUCUCUGUGAUGCAGCGGCUAUCUGGAACGAAGCAAAGCAGCCCCCGCUUUUUAGACUAGGAAUCAGCUGGCUAGCUAAUGGCUAUGCUUCAAUCAGAAUGAUAUCGCAGCGGGAACGAGGAGAACUUGCACGUUUUUAUACUGUUACGGACCCCAACAAGCAUAAGAAAGGAUAUACAGUGUACAAAGUCACUGCAAGGAUCAUCUCCAGAAAGAACCCGGAGGACGUCCAAGAGAUCACGGUGUGGAAGAGGUACAGUGAUUUCCGGAAACUUCACCACGACCUCUGGCAGCUCCACAAGAAUCUCUUCAGCCAAUCAGAGCUCUUCCCACCCUUCGCCAAGGCCAAAGUGUUUGGUCGUUUUGAUGAGACAGUGAUUGAGGAGAGGAGGCAGUGCUCAGAGGAUCUGUUACAGUUCUCUGCUAACAUCCCAGCCCUCUACAGCAGCCAGCACAUCCAGGACUUCUUCAAGGGAGGGGAGGUCAGCGACGGCUCAGAGCUUAUUGGACCGGCCGAACCCUUCUUGGACUUCCUGGCUGACAGCCUAUCAGACUGCAGCUCUGAAGUUCAGAGGGAUAUCGGUGGAGCAGAUGAUUUGACCAUUACCAGUCAGUCUGAAUAUGGAGGUCCGUCCAGUGACAGUGACCUGACCUCCCUGGCCGUAGACAUAGACUCUUUGGCAGAGCUGGACGAUGGCAUGGCCUCAGGCCGCAGCUCGCCCAACCAGCCACUGGGAGGCUCCAGCACCAUCACCAGUACCCACAGCAGCCCCUCUCUGCCCCCCCUGUAUGACUACCAGCAGCACCACCAUCAGCAGCACACCUCCAACCCAGCCCCCGGCUCCCCAGCCCCCGAGGUCAGCCGAGCCAGCAGGACAGCGCUGUUCCCCUCCAGUCUGAGGAGAGGUAACGCUAACGCUAGGGAAACCAAGAGAGACUACCUGGACAGGGCUAGCGAACACAUCCGAUUGGCCGUGCAGAAGGAAGCAGAGCAGGACUACCAAUCAGCGUUCUCCUACUACAGGAGCGGGGUGGAUUUGCUUCUGCAAGGGGUGCAAGGCGAGCCCAGCCCUACAAGGCGGGAGGCAGUGAAGAGAAAGACGGCUGAGUAUCUGAUGCGUGCUGAGCAGAUAUCCAAUCAGCAUCUGAGAAGCAGCAUGGGUCAAGGGUCAACACAGACAGUGGCCAUGGGGGCGCAAUGCUCUACAGCUGCCUGCAGAGGGGGUCAGCAGAGUCCAGCCGAGGAGCUCAGGGCCUACAGAGUGCUGGGGGUCAUCGAUAAGGUUCUUCUGGUUAUGGACAAGAGAACCCAGGAGACCUUCAUUUUGAAAGGCCUGAGGAAGAGCAGUGACUGUGGGAGACCCAAGCGGACCAUCAUGCCUCACUCUGUGCCCCACAUGGUGCGGCUGAGGAAGUUCAUCGUCUCAGAGGACACCGUGUUUCUGCUGCUACAGUACGCUGAGGGUGGGAAGCUGUGGUCUCACAUUGGGAAGUUCCUCCGUAACUCCAGCCCGGAGGAGAGCUUCGACAUUCCCUUCAUUCAGAAGAGCCACACCACGGCAGUCCACUCUGCCCAACAUGCUGCUCCCAAACUGGGCUUGGACUCCGACAGCUCUGGGUCUGGGCCAGGAUGUGUGCUCCAGAGGCAAGGGGAGUCUUCUCUUGUCCUCCCCCAGAAGAGUGCUCUGCAUCCUGGGCUGGCUGACAGCCUUGGGCCCCAGCUGGACUCUGUAGUGACCUCUGAGUUAGAGGAGUGCACCAACAGUUAUCUGAAUCUCUGUAAUGAGUACGAGCAAGAAAAGGUAGAACCGGAAGCUCUAGGAGAGGAGGAAGAGAAGGAGGGAGAGGGGGGUGUGUUGAGAGGACAGGAAGCAUCGUCGCUGGAUGUCACCGUCACCACGACGACCACUUCCUCCAGGACUCGCUCACUGCUUAGCAACGACAGCCUCUGCUCUCCAAUCAGCGCCCAGGAGCUGCGUUUCUUCACUGAGACGGCUGGGGACCACAACAACGGCCAUUGCCAGGACAUCGGGCAGGACCACGGCGAGGUGUUCAGCCCCUUGCUCUCCCCCGCCGUUCCUCUCUCGUUGGACCAGUCCAAACGCACCCCCAUGGAGUUCUUCCGCAUCGACAGUAAGGACAGCGCUAGCGAGGUGACGUGGUGUCCUGACUCGGCCGAGCUGAGGCCCAAACCAGACCCUUCCAAGCCCAUCCCCUUCCUGUCCACCUCUGACCUGGGCUCUGAAGUCACAGACCUGUCAGACCUAGUGGAGGAGGUGAAAGGUCACAGAGGUGGGUCUGACCUGUGGGGUCUGGAUGGUAGUGACCAGGGCUCUAAUGAGUCAGUACCAGUCAUCUCCUUUAAAGAGGCGGUGGUGGAGGACGAGGGUCGACCCCCUGACCUCCUGGUCAACCUGCCUGGGGUCAUGGCUGGGGGUGUGGAGGGGGUGGUGGGGGUAUCUGGGGAGGUGGAGGCCCUAGAGAAGGAGCUGGUGUCCUUGGGGGUGUGUCUGGCCCUGGAGGCCAAAGCUUCCCCUAACUUCACCCAGCCGGACGUCCUGCAGCUCCACCACGAGCUUGAGGAGGGGGAGGAGCUGGCUGUGGGGCGGGCCCUCCCCUCGGGGGACAGACACGCCACCUCUUCCUCUCCUUGCGCCUCCUUGUGGGAUGACUGUGGCCUGGCCUUCGGACAAGAUGCUAAAAUUGACAAAAUGGCUUCCGGCGCUCCCGUACUCCCGAAUAAGGACUUCCGCCCAGCCAGCGCUGUGUCUAUAGCCCCGCUCUCUUCCUCCAACACAGACAUUCCAUUCGCUGACUCGCUUAGAUCCCUUCCUGAAAGAUUAGAAGCCAUUUUGAACCUACAGGUACACCCUGACAGUUUGGUUCUGAACCCAGACGGGACGAUAGCUGGCUCCAACCGCGGUCAGGAUGGGACAGGGGCCAGCUCUGGGGCAGAGAGUGCACUAGGCGUUGAGUCCCAGUUCCAGGCCAGUAAGGCUGGUGUGGAGGACAUGGUAGAGUCAGAUAAGGAUGUGUCUCGGCUGUUUGCAGAGCUGGACCAGUUGUCUGCUGUAGCAUCCCAGGCCAGGAUUCCAGAGGAGUUUGUGAGGUGCUGGGCAGUGGACAUGGUCUCUGCCUUGGACUCACUGCAUCAGGAGGGCAUCGUCUGCAAGGACCUCAACCCCAACAACAUCCUCAUCAACAGCAAAGGCCAUGUUGAGCUGACGUAUUUCUGCAGCUGGAGUGACGUGGAGGACUCCUACGACAGGGAGGCCAUCACCAACAUGUACUGUGCACCAGAGGUGGGCGGUAUCAGCGAGGAGACGGCAGCGUGUGAUUGGUGGAGUUUGGGAGCCAUCUUGUUUGAGCUGCUCAUAGGCAAGUCUCUGCUGCAGUGCCACCCAGCUGGUAUCAGUCGCCACACGGCCCUCAACGUCCCUGAGUUUGUAUCUGAGGAGGCCAUGUCUCUACUAGUGCAGCUUCUCCAGUUCAACCCCAUAGAGAGGCUGGGGGCGGGGGUGGCAGGAGCAGAGGACAUCAAGUCACACCCCUUCUUUGGCAGAGUGGACUGGCCCAAAUAAGCCCAGUGCAUUGUGGGACGGUGGAGGUCAGAAAUGAAUGCUGUGGGCGGACCGAUCUGCUGACAGGGUGGGCACACACACACGUACAUCCAGACGUGGCCAGUGUCAAGUGAACUCUUGUUGUGUCAUUUGUUGGGGAGAAAUCAGCUACACACCUACCUUGCACAUGUUACUGACGUCCUCUUUUUCCUCGUGUUAAGCAGGUUAGACUGUUAAGGAGACAUUAUGCAUGUGGUGCAAUAAACUAACUAGUGCUUUUAUGGAAUGGAGGUUCACAAAGUCAAUGAAACGUUUUCUUAUUUCAACAAGACAACCAACUUGAUUUCAAAGGUCUUCUGACAUUUCACAGUCCAAUACGUUCCCCUGUAUUGAUAGGUUGCAUACUGUAAUCCUUAUAUACUGGUAGUCGUUGUGGCCAACGUUGCGGUCUCCGACCCAAAAUUGUAGAUGCCCUCCUCUUAGCCGCAGAGCCAAAAUGUUGCCGUGUUCUUAUGCUAUCUGAGGGACUCAAACAUUACAAGAUCUAUGCGGGCCCCAUGCCAUGAAAUUUUUUAAGUUUUAGAUUCUCCCUGACUGUCUAGUUUUGGUGAUUGUUAGUUCUCUAAGAUUAUAUUUUCUACAUACUUUUAUAUCU
Coregonus clupeaformis (lake whitefish) is the source of this 4385-nucleotide messenger RNA. RefSeq names its product ribosomal protein S6 kinase polypeptide 1 (gene rps6kc1). The transcript is spliced from 16 exons. Gene Ontology annotation, biological process: protein phosphorylation. Gene Ontology annotation, cellular component: early endosome. Bases 269 to 3751 code for a protein of 1160 amino acids. Gene Ontology annotation, molecular function: ATP binding; protein kinase activity; phosphatidylinositol binding. The record is from RefSeq and is a predicted model, not a curated record. NCBI's taxonomy places the organism in Eukaryota, Metazoa, Chordata, Actinopteri, Salmoniformes, Salmonidae.